This is a messenger RNA of Drosophila montana, 1889 nucleotides long. RefSeq names its product modulo (gene mod). NCBI's taxonomy places the organism in Eukaryota, Metazoa, Arthropoda, Insecta, Diptera, Drosophilidae. Gene Ontology annotation, molecular function: mRNA binding. Bases 81 to 1694 code for a protein of 537 amino acids. The transcript has 4 exons. The record is from RefSeq and is a predicted model, not a curated record. Gene Ontology annotation, cellular component: nucleus.
UUCUUUUCCACGUGCAUUUGACCAUACCGAAGCACGCGUUUUUCACAAAUUGACGUUUAUUUUAAAAGAAACUCAUCAAAAUGGCACAAAGGAAGCAGGCUAACAAGAAAUCCGCGGGCAACAACAAGCGCGGCCCCAAGGCAAAACAGGUUGAAGAGGAGAAGCCUGAAAUGGAGGUAGACGCCAGCGAUGACGACUCUGACGCUGAUGAGGAGCAGAAUGGCGUCAACUUUAACGAUGGCAGCGAUUCUGAGGCGGAAGGUGCAUCAGAGGCUGAGGAAGCAGAAGAUGAUGAUGAAGAGGAAGACGAAGAUGAGGAUGAGGACACAGUCGAACCUGGCGAGAUAUCAAAGAGCGCAAAAUCCACCGGGGAAUCUGAUGAAGAGGACGAUCAGGAUGCCGAUUCCGAUGAGGAGCCCGAUGAAGCACCAAUUGGCAAGCAGAGCAAAAAAGCAGAGACACCCCAAAAGGGCGGCAUACCAAAAGUUAUCGUGGGCCGUAUCCCACCCGAAACACCCAAGGAGCAGCUAUUGUUCGUAAGCAAUAUACCACAAGAAUACAAACACAUUGAUAUGAUUGCCUUGUUUGCGAAAUUUGGACCAAUUGCCGUAGUUAAUCGCAUUAAGUCAAAGGCUGGCGGCAACAACCUUGUCAUUGCCUUUGAGUCUGCCGAAGCCGUUAAUGCCGCACUUGCUGCCAAGGAGAAGGCACUGACGCUCAAUGACCAGGUCGUAAACGUGUCUCGUCCAAUAAACAAGGGUGACUUCUCCGAUCGCACUGUUGCUGUGGGACUGAUUGGAGCCAAUGCCACUAAGGAACAAAUUUCUGAGCAUUUUAAGGGCUGUGGUGCUAUUGAGGCUAUUAACUUUUCUAACAAUCGUUUGUUGCCCCACGCAUACGUUCGGUUCGUUUCGGUGAGCUCGGUACCCAAGGCUCUUAAAUUGCACGACAGUGAGUUCCAGUCGCGCUUCAUCACAGUUCGUGAAGACUCGUACAGAAACAAUGACUUGAAAUCACCAGAAUGCACAUUGAUCAUCGCUAACACAGGCAAUUAUGAUCACUUCAAAUCAGAAACAAUUGAAAAGAUCUUUAAGAAGCACGGCGAAAUUAUAGACCUUGAUACAGUUUGCACAAAGGCCGUUUUGGGCUUUGUUACCUACAAAACUGCCGAGCAGUCCGAAAAGGCGCUUAAGCAGUUAAAUGGCAAGACUUUCGGCGAUCUGGAGAUUAAAGUGGAAGCGUACCGUUACAGCUCCAGUGGGCGCACCAUUCGGGUAACAAACUUAGCACCAGGCGUUGAAGAGGAGGAUCUUAAUGAGCUGUUCAAGAAAGCGGGAGAAAUUGAGAGCAUCCUAAAGAUGCCCUAUAGGGCAGUUAUCAAAUUCACCACCGACGAUGCCUUCUGCAAAUCCUUCCUGUUUAACGAGCGGAUGAUUAAAGGUCAACCUAUCUUCUUGGAGCCAAACUCUGCACUAAAGCAUAAAUUGACCCAGAAGAAAAAUGCACAUAAACCCCAGCAAUUCUAUGGAAAGCGUGCUGCUCCUAAUGCAUCAAAUGCACCUCCGGCAAAAUUUAAGAAAUUCAGCAACAGCAAUAACAACAACACCAAUCAGAAGAACAAGCCCUUCAACAAACGCCCAGAACAGGGCAACGGCUUCACGCCGAAACCAUUUAAGAAGGCCAACAAGGUCUAAUCUUUUUGUUUUGCCGCCUAAUAUCCUAGUCUUAAGUUAAAAAAAAAAAAACAAACAAAAAAUGUACCCACAUCCCAAUGCAACAACAGACAGUGCAUUGAUUAAAGUUUUAUAAGCUGGCAAUAUGUGUCUGCGCCUAUUCAAGAAUUGUAUUUGAAUAUUUUACAAUAUGCUAAUAAAGCUGAGUAUCACUAA